Molecule: messenger RNA, 3350 nt
Organism: Solea solea (common sole)
Lineage: Eukaryota; Metazoa; Chordata; Actinopteri; Pleuronectiformes; Soleidae
Gene: pkn3
Product: protein kinase N3
Exons: 22
Coding region: 273-3053 (926 amino acids)
Biological process (GO): protein phosphorylation; signal transduction
Molecular function (GO): small GTPase binding; ATP binding; protein serine/threonine kinase activity
Source: RefSeq, a predicted model, not a curated record
CCCUCCGCUGUCCACUGACGUCAGUUUACCUGGAUUCAAACUUUUCCUGGGAUCAGCAGUCACGAUGAGCAGCUAAGUCCGCGGUGAAGAGCAGGUGGACAGUCUUCAUUUCUCAUGUCGCUGCUGGUGAAGCUAAGUAAGAUAAGAUAAGCUAAGCUAACUGAGUUAACAGCAGCCCGGAGCCGUUUUACUCGGACCAGCCAGACUCCGUGUGUGUGUGUGUGUGUGUGCACGCGCGCGUCAGGACCGUGGAUGCCCAGCUGACGUCCGCCAUGUCAGGUUCAUCUCAACAGAAUGGAAACAUGCAGAGUCUGGAUGAUGUGGAUAUUCUGGACCCAGAGUUUCAGCAGCGGUUGGAGGACGCCCGUACAAUGCUCAGGCAGGAGAUCCAGCGCGAGCUGAAGAUCAAGGAAGCGGCCGAGCGGAUGCGGCGAGCCGUCACCAACCGCAAGAGUGCGGCGGACGUGGAGGGACAGCUGAGGGCCUCAAGCCGCAAACUGGACAAACUGCACUGGGAACUACUGGAGCUCAAUGCCAGGUCCAUGACCACGGAGAGAGCCAACAACACAGGCUGCCCGGACGAAGUCGACGGACAGUCGACGGAGUCGUGUCAGUGGGAGGAAGUGACGUCACCGCUGGCCAGUCGAGUCAGAACUCUGAAGAAGCAGCUCACCAUGGAAACCAAAGUCAAACAGGGAGCAGAGAACAUGAUCCAGACGUACACUAAUGGCUCAGUCAAGGACAGGAAGAUGUUGUCCACGGCGCAGCAGAUGUUGCAGGACAGUCGCACCAAGAUCGAGCUGCUGCGGAUGCAGAUCAUCAAAGUCGGUCAAGGCCGAAACGAAGGGUGUGAAAGGUCACAUGGUCCUGCCGUGGACAUGAUCAGUCAUCUGGAGCUGCGAGUGGCCGAGCUCGUGCACCACGCCAAGAUCGAGGCGGCCGUCGCCGAGGGCGCCAGGAAUGUGGAGAAGCAGCUGAGUGCGCAGAAGAUCCAGGACCGACGCAUCCUGGCAGAGGCUCAGGGACGGAUGCAGGAGUCCUGUCAGAAGGUGGAGCUGUUGCGUUUGUCUCUGGAGAGACGUUUGAGUGAACUACCCCACGAUCACCCUAAACGCGCCGCCAUCGAGGAGGUCCUGUCGUCGGGAGCCUCCCUUUCUGGCGGCACGCCGAAGAAGUUGUCCGACCCUCCGUCCCUGUCCUACGCGUCGUCCUUCUUCAAACCCGCCAGUCUGACAGGUCGGUUGGACGUGUGUUUGAUGGGCUGUCAGGACCUGCUCGAGUCCGUUCCGGGUCGCGAUCGCGUGACCAGCGUCGCGGGGACACCGGGGGGCGUCUCCGAGGGGAAGUCUCUGAGGGUGAGGGCCGGCCUAUCGGGACGCAGCGUCAACGGCAAGACGAGCAAGACUGACGAACUUUCCUCUGAAGUCAGCGCCGUGCUGAAGGUGGACAACAGGAUCGUAGGCAACACUCACUGGAGACAGCUGGGUAAAGAAGCCUGGGGUCAGAGCUUCAGCGUCGAGCUGGAGAGAUCCAGGGAGCUGGAGAUCGCGGUUUAUUGGAAAGACUGGCGAGCGCUGAGUGGCGUGAAGUUCCUGCGGCUCGAGGACUUCCUGGACAACCAGCGUCACGGCAUGUGUCUGCAGCUCGAGCCUCAGGGCAUCCUCUUCAUCGAGGUGACGUUUAUCAAACCUGUCAUCGAGCGUCACUCCAAUCUCCAGAGGCAAAGGAGAAUCUUCCCCAAAGAGAAGGGGAAGAAUUUCCUGCGCGCUGCUCAGAUGAACAUGAACUUUGCCACGUGGGGUCGUCUGAUGAUGAGCAUCCUGCCCCCUCCCUGCAACUCCCUGGAACCAAUGAGUCCACCUUUAACUGGAACUGGAUCCAUGUCGUCCUCCAGUGGCCAGUCACAAGAAACUGCUGUGAUGAAUCUGAACUUUGCUGGAUCUCCACAUCGAACCAGAAAGAACUUUAAAGACUCUGUGAUGUCGCCUGGUGAAAACAGAAGCCCCAAGACCAAACGUCAACCCUCAAUUAUUUCAUCGUCACAAGAUGAAGUUCUGACGAUGGAAGACUUCAGAUGUAUUUCAGUGCUGGGCAGAGGUCACUUUGGAAAGGUGCUGCUGGCCGAGUAUAAGAAGUCGGGUAAACUGUUUGCCAUCAAAGCUCUGAAGAAAGGAGACAUCGUGACGCGAGACGAAGUCGACAGCCUCAUGUGUGAGCGCAGGAUCUUUGAAGUGAUCAACGCCUCGCGUCAUCCUUUCCUGGUGAACCUGCACGGCUGCUUCCAGACCGCGGACCACGUGUGCUUCGUGAUGGCGUACUCUCCGGGAGGAGACCUCAUGACGCACAUUCACACCAGCAUCUUCACCGAGAAGCAGACACUGUUUUACUCGUCGUGUGUGUUGCUGGGUCUGGAGUUCCUCCACCAGAACCGCAUCGUGUACAGGGAUCUGAAGCUGGAUAACCUGCUGAUGGACGGGGACGGUUACGUCAGGAUCGCAGACUUUGGUUUGUGUAAAGAAGGUAUGGACCACGGAGAUCGCACCUCCACGUUCUGCGGCACGCCGGAGUUUCUGGCUCCCGAGGUUCUGACGGACAACAACUACACGCGCAGCGUGGACUGGUGGGGGUUCGGCGUCCUCGUCUAUGAGAUGAUGGUGGGGGAGUCGCCUUUCCCAGGUGAAGAUGAAGAAGAGGUGUUCGACAGCAUCGUCAACGACGACGUGCGCUUCCCUCGCUUCCUUUCUCCUCAGUCCGUGUCGCUCAUUCAGAAGCUGCUGCAGAAGAAUCCGGAGACGAGGCUCGGAGGCGGGGAGGAGGACGCCGCGGGAAUCAAGAGACAGAAGUUCUUCCAGGGGAUGAACUGGGACGCUCUGCUGGCCAAGAAGCUGAAGCCGCCGUUCCUGCCCGCCCUCAAGGCGCCGCAGGAUGUCAGCAACUUUGACGAGGAGUUCACCCGCCUGAAGCCGGUGCUCACGUUGCCACGGACACCGUGCGUCCUCACCGCCGAGCAACAGGAGAUCUUUGCUGACUUUGACUUCUCCUUCAUGAGAUGAUGACGAGUCGUCGUCUUCGUACCAGUUCCUGCUUUUAUUUAUCUCCCAUCCAACUGACAACACUGCCUCUUCCCUGGACCACGUCCUCGACGUCUCUGUGGUGUCUCCUGCUCACGCUGGCAACAAAACUCUACCUUUUUCUAUUUAAUUAUAUAAACCUUUUAUAUCCGUCUCAUGUUGAUGAACGUAUAACAAAUAGACGCAGUUGUUUUUACCGUCUUUGAUUCAAACCCAGCCUGUUUAAGUGUAAACACAACAUGAAGGAAAUAUGAACGAAUAAAUGUGACCUCUGCUGGA